GUCAGGAACGGAGUGAGACUCGUGCAGAGGAAGUUCGCGCAAGGUGUACCCAUUCCGGCGAGCAGCAUCAGCGUCGCGCCCACGCCGCCGGAGCGCAAGCCGGACCCACCUUACCCUCCCAAGAAUGUCUAUCACAACAAUAUGUCCGCAAGGAGCCUGCUUGACAUAGUGUCUAUGCAAAGCAUACACAAACACAAGCAAGAACCACUAGUGAUUCUAGAGCGUCUCCGAGACGACGAGAUACCCUCGCCGCCCGUGCCCGUGCCGAACGGGCGGUGCGGCCGACCAAGGAUCCGGGUGCCCUUGAGACGGCGGAAAGUCAAGGGCAACAAGGGCAACAUGUGCCUGAGGUCGGGGAAACGGAAGUCCACCGAAGCUGGCAAGGGACCGAUCAAGAAACGAAAGAAGCUGUCCUCGGAGUCCACGGACGACAUACCGCUCGUGUACUACUUCAACAACAGGCCUGCCAAGCCGCGUAAUGGACAACUUAGACAGAAGAACAUCACAAGUAUGUUGACAGCUUAUUCUCCUAAGGCACAAAGGUUUAAGGAAUGA
This is a messenger RNA of Cydia fagiglandana, 555 nucleotides long. RefSeq lists its product as uncharacterized. The record is from RefSeq and is a predicted model, not a curated record. Lineage: Eukaryota; Metazoa; Arthropoda; Insecta; Lepidoptera; Tortricidae. The transcript is spliced from 4 exons. The coding region runs from base 142 to 555 and encodes 137 amino acids.